GGGAGAGAAAUUGCGCGUGUAUAGUGUGAAUUAACGUGUCACUUGGCGUCACCUUGCGUUGUACAUUGCGUCGCGUUGUGUCGCGUCGCGUCGCGUAGGAUCGCCUAGCCUCGUGUCGGAAUUGGCCAUUACGUUUGGCAUUAAAACCAAUGUUAGCUUUCCAACGUUCAUCUCUUUAACGUUUCGACUCAAACGAAAGAGAACAGAUACAGAAACGAUCAUCCUUCUGUCGUCCUUAUAUCGUCAUACCGUUCGUCAUUUCCCUAAAACAACGAGCGCUAGCUACUGGAAGACCAGAAUAAGAGAAUCUCGUCGGGAUUUAGGUGAGAAGACAUCGAGAGAAAAUUCUCUCGGUGGAAAUCGUCGAAUUCGCUUAAGCGAUAAAGACGGCGAUCAGAUACCACCGAGUAUUCACCAAUGAGCGUGGCGUGCAGCCUUUACGGCAGAAGACAAAACCGUGGUACACGUACGGGAAAGCGACAGUGCAUCAUCGUAGCUGCCUACAGGACCCCCCAAAGAAAGUCCUUCGUCGUAAUUUCCGCACCACCAAAACUGACGAGGACACUUUGCGAUUUGAACAAGUCUCGUUUGACCACGAACGAUCAUCAUGGGACUCGAUUUCUUGGCAGACGGAGGUGCCGACUUCGAGCAUGCAAUCACCGUAACAGGAUUUGGAAAGUUUCACUACAUGUUACUGGCAAUAUGCGGGCUAAUUUACAUGGAUACGGCCAUCGGCGUUACAAUACUCUCUUUCGUUUUACCUGCCGCACAGUGCGACCUGGAAAUGGAUUCCACUGCAAAAGGAUGGCUAACGGCAUCUCCAAUGUUGGGUAUGGUGGUUGGAUCAUAUAUAUGGGGAUGCCUGGCUGAUACCAAAGGUAGAAAAGUAGUAUUGAUAGCUACCUUGUUAAUGGACGGAAUAGUCGGAGUCAUUUCGUCGUUCGUCCAAUACUAUUGGGUCUUUCUAGUCUUCCGGUUUUUUAAUGGAUUCGCGGUGACCGGCGCGAUGGGAAUUUGUUUCCCAUAUUUAGGCGAAUUUCAGCCGACCAAAUAUCGCGAAAGGUGCCUAUGUUGGAUGGAAAUGUUCUGGACGGUCGGUGUAAUAUUAUUACCUCUAAUUGCUUGGUUAAUCGUACCGUUGGAUCUUUGGUACGAAUCGGAAGUGUUUCACUUCAAAUCUUGGAAUCUCUUUGUGGCACUUUGUGCCUUACCUUCGAUCGUCCUGGGACUUUGGCUCUUCGCUUUUCCAGAGAGUCCAAAGUUCUUGCUUGAGUGCGGUGAAGCCGACGCUGCCUUAGAAGUCUUUAAGUGGAUCUAUGCUCAAAAUACUGGUCAAGAUCCUGAAACAUAUCCAGUUAAAUGCUUGCAAGAAAAGACGAAUAAUAAGGACAAGAGUACGAGGUCAUUGAAACUUCAUAAGAAAAAAGAUCUGAAAGUUCUUUUUUCGGAGGUUUGGGAAUUAACGAUGUCUCUUUACAAACCUCCUUAUCUUCGUAAUACGUUACUUGCUUGUGCCAUUCAAUUCGGGCUUACUAGCAGUUACUACACUCUUAUGGUCUGGUUCCCUGAAUUAUUUACUAGAUUCGAAGAAUUCGAGGAUGAUAAUCCCGGUAAGACCACGUCCGUUUGUAUAGUGUCAGCGCUCUCAGACAAUGCAACCAAUUUGGAUCCUUAUGGAUGCGAAACAACCAUCGGUGUGAACGUUUAUCUGCAUACCGUUUAUAUUGGUCUCGCCUGCAUACCCGGUUCCAUCAUAUUACCGAUUUUUGUACACAAAUUGGGAGCGAAAUUUUUCCUAAUCUUAUCGCUGCUAGUCUCCGGUGCAGUAACCGUAGGUUUUUAUUUCGUCGUAAACUCCACUCAGAAUCUAGUACUAUCGUGCAUCUUUGAAGCUUUAACGUCGCUCGGCAUCUCUUUAGUUUAUUGCAUAAUCGUUGACAUGUUCCCGACGAAUCUCAGGGUAAUGGCAGCAGCCUUAUCUCUAACGAUGGGUCGAUUAGGCGCUUUGGUUGGAAACUUAAUAUUCGGUUAUUUAAUUGAUUUAGCUUGUGUCGUUCCUAUAGUGAUAUUCGCUGCAUUCUUGUUUCUAUGCGGCUUGUUGUCAUUUAUACUUCCACGAACGGGAAAAGAAACUCUCGAUUAAACAAACGAGAGAACUUAAUUGUACGAAGAAACGUGACCUCGUGUCAUUUUAAGGAAGUAAACACCCACACAGAAUUGGAUUGUUCAAAAUGAAGGAAGAAAAAGUAUUUAUAUUCGCAUUAUUGUAACGAUAUUGAAGCGUGUAUAUAUAUAUAUAUACAUAUAUACGCAAGGCACUUGGAAUUAUACACGGAACUUAAUAUGUAUACACACACACACACACACACGUGUAGCGAUGAGAAAUGUCCAUUGACGAUUGUAAUUCCGUUCUUAUGUUUCGUAUUACAAUAAGUCACGUAUUCAUUUCACUUCGCUCGAUUCUUCCUGAUAUGCAUUAAAAAAACGAUAUCAGUAACAGGAUAAUGAUAUUCAGAUAUGACAUUUGUCUUCUGUAC
Messenger RNA from Vespa mandarinia (Asian giant hornet), 2537 nucleotides. RefSeq names its product synaptic vesicle glycoprotein 2B. NCBI's taxonomy places the organism in Eukaryota, Metazoa, Arthropoda, Insecta, Hymenoptera, Vespidae. Gene Ontology annotation, cellular component: membrane. Gene Ontology annotation, biological process: transmembrane transport. Gene Ontology annotation, molecular function: transmembrane transporter activity. The record is from RefSeq and is a predicted model, not a curated record.